Messenger RNA from Magallana angulata, 819 nucleotides. RefSeq names its product DNA-directed RNA polymerase III subunit RPC9-like. Gene Ontology annotation, cellular component: RNA polymerase III complex. The transcript is spliced from 2 exons. Lineage: Eukaryota; Metazoa; Mollusca; Bivalvia; Ostreida; Ostreidae. The record is from RefSeq and is a predicted model, not a curated record. Gene Ontology annotation, biological process: transcription initiation at RNA polymerase III promoter. Bases 264 to 686 code for a protein of 140 amino acids. Gene Ontology annotation, molecular function: nucleotide binding.
AAAUUCAAUCAUAAAAAUAGAAGUAAUUAAGAUAAACAAUAUUUUCCGGCUAUUAGUCUCUAAAUAAAUAACAUCGGGGUCGUGAUACGCGAGUGUCGUUGAAAACAAUGUAUAUUGUCAGCAAGAAGACUGUUUCCUAUAUAUUGAAUUUCCUCCUAUUAGUGAUAGUUCUUCUGUCCUGGGUGUAUACAAUUAUAGCAGGAAGGUUUGCAACAGUGAAACAACUCAACAAGCUAUACCCAACAUCAUAAUACCGCCUCAUCAUGGAAGUAGUCAAUGAGAACUCAGCCAUGCUUAGUAACUUUGAAGUGUAUGGUUUACUAACAGACAUACAGGCAGGAAGAGGACAAAACAAACCUAACAAACACCAACAACAGCUGGCUACUAUAACCUAUGAAACCAUCAAAUAUCUAGAGACAAAACCUUGCAAGCACCAAUCAGAAGAAAGCAUCACUGAAUUCAAGAAGGAACUCCAGUCCUUUAAUUUAACCAAGGCAGAAAAAGUACAGAUUUUGAACCUUUGCCCCACCACUGCUGUCGAGAUUCAGCUUAUUAUUGAAGAAAGUGAGGAGCGUUUGACCGAGGAGCAGAUUUACAAAUUGUUGGAUAUUAUCGUGAAAUAUAAUCCUACAGAGGCUGACCAAGAAGAAGACAACUCGGCAGAAAUGGAUUCCAGCAAUGAUUGACCAAAGUGAAUGACAGAUCAUAACAGUUAGAGUGAAAAAUUUAUGUAUAAAAUUCUUGUUAUUACAUGUAUGUAAUAUAUGAUAUGAGCUUUUUAGUUAAUAAAAUAAUGCCCAUAAAGCACAAUGUAUUUUU